AUGAUGUUCCCACAAUUCAAACUCUUUGCAAGAGCAGCAUCACGGAUUCCACCCGUGAAACUACAGUACAAAAACAUGCUCAAAAACCCCUCCGUCAAAUACCCACCACCAAAACAAAUCAAGUUGAACAACCGUGAAUGGCCCAGUAAAGUAGUGACAAAAGCACCCAGAUGGUUAUCCACCGAUUUACGAGACGGGAACCAAUCAUUACCUGACCCCAUGUCAAUCCUGGAAAAGAAGGAAUAUUUUCAUAAAUUGAUUGAUACGGGGUUUAAGGAAAUCGAAGUUAGUUUCCCUCUGGCUUCACAAACCGAUUUUGAUUUCACGAGGUAUGCAGUUGAGAAUGCUCCUGAGGAUGUAGCUAUCCAAGUCUUGACCCAAUCGAGAGAACCCUUGGUGAGAAGAACGGUUGAGUCGGUAAAGGGUGCCAAGAAGGCGAUUAUUCACAUUUAUUUGGCUACUUCGGAUGUGUUUAGAGAAGUUGUGUUUGGUAUGUCGCAGGAAGACGCUAUUGCCAAAGCUGUUGAGACUACUAAAUUGGUGAAAAGUUUAACCAAAGAUGACCCAAAUAUGAGGGAAACUGAAUGGAAUUUGGAGUUUUCUCCCGAAUGUUUUUCAGAUACCCCUGUUGAAUUUGCCGUGGCUAUUUGUGAAGCUGUGAAACAAGCAUGGGAACCUAGUGUUGAGCAUCCAAUGAUUUUCAACUUGCCUGCAACGGUUGAAGUUGCUGGUCCAAAUGUAUAUGCUGAUCAGAUUGAAUACUUUUGCAAACAUAUUACUGAACGUGAGAAAGUUGUUGUUUCUGUGCAUUGUCACAAUGAUCGUGGAUGUGGUGUCGCAGCUACUGAAUUGGGAUUGUUAGCCGGUGCUGAUCGUGUUGAAGGUUGCAUAUUUGGCAAUGGUGAACGUACUGGUAAUGUUGACUUGGUUACAGUUGCAUUAAACUUGUAUACACAGGGUAUUUCACCAAAUUUGGAUUUUUCAGAUUUGCAGAGUUUGAUUGAUGUUAGUGAACGUUGCAACAAGAUUAAAGUGCCUGAACGUGCUCCAUAUAGUGGAUCGUUAGUUGUUUGUGCAUUUAGUGGAUCGCAUCAGGAUGCAAUCAAGAAGGGGUUCAGCUAUGAGCGUGAUGACGAGAAAUGGGCAAUUCCUUAUUUGCCUUUGGACCCUAAGGAUAUUGGCAGAACUUAUGAGGCUGUGAUUAGAGUCAAUUCCCAAUCUGGUAAAGGCGGAAGCGCCUGGGUUAUCUUGAGAUCAUUGGGUUUGGACUUGCCUAGACACUUACAAGUGGCAUUUUCAUCCAUUGUUCAAGCUAAAGCUGAUCAAUUGGGAAGAGAGUUGCAAAUUGAUGAGAUUGUUGAUGUUUUCAACAAGGAAUAUCUUGUGCAAGCACCAUUAUCCAUUGUAGAUUUCGAAAUCACCAAGAGUAAGAACGAUCUCAGAGAGAUUUUUGCACAGUUGAAGGAUGAUGUCAAUGGCAAAGAGAUUGUUAUUAAAGGUGAAGGAAAUGGACCAAUUUCUUCAUUUAUUGACGCUAUUGGUAAGAAGUUUGGAACAUUGUUUGAAGUUGUUACUUAUCAAGAGCAUUCAUUAGGUACAGGAUCAGCCUCCAAAGCUGCUACAUAUGUUCAAUUGAGCUAUUUGAACAAUGCUAAUGAGAAGGUUACAAAAUGGGGUUGUGGUAUCAACCAUGAUGUCAGUCAAGCUUCGAUGGAAGCUAUUUUGAGUGUCGUUAACUCAUUGUUAAACGAAGGAAGCAUCAAGGUGCCAAGUUAG
Messenger RNA from Lodderomyces theae, 1776 nucleotides. It is a transcript of the gene LEU4, whose product is annotated as 2-isopropylmalate synthase. The transcript has a single exon. NCBI's taxonomy places the organism in Eukaryota, Fungi, Ascomycota, Pichiomycetes, Serinales, Debaryomycetaceae. The record is from RefSeq and is a predicted model, not a curated record. Gene Ontology annotation, cellular component: mitochondrion. Bases 1 to 1776 code for a protein of 591 amino acids. Gene Ontology annotation, biological process: L-leucine biosynthetic process. Gene Ontology annotation, molecular function: 2-isopropylmalate synthase activity.